AUGACACUACACAGUUAGCAAAUAAAAAGUAAAUAAUUAUUAUUAAAUUACAUUCCAAUGAAUGGUUUCCACAUCAGUGCUACUUAUAGUUGGAAAUAAUCUCUGAUUAUUAUUUUGGUUUAACGAUUUUUUACUAUUUACUAUUGUCAAAAUGGAUAUGAAAGUACUUCUAAGUGGGGUGAAUACCUUUACCAAUGCUGGCAUGGAUAAAGCUUUAUUGUUAAUUACGGAGCGUGAGCAAGAAAUAAAUAAUAGCUUAGAAACUCUACUAGCCAAACAAUGUCAAAUAGAGGGAAAAAUGAGUGGAAUUGGUCGUUCUAUGUCAACAUUAAAAGCGCUUGCCAAAGACUCUGAAAAGUUAAAUUCCAAAAUAAUAUUUACAGCUGAAUUAGCAGAAUCAGUUAGUGCUAAAGUGCGUCGUUUGGAUAUGGCACGAACGCGAGCAUCUGAAUGCCAACAGCGUGUGCAUGACCUCAUUGAUUUACAGCUUUGUAGUCAGGGAGUGAUGACAGCCAUACGUGAUGAAGAUUAUGAAAAAGGUGCUGGUCACAUUGGUCGUUUUCUGGCAAUGGAUCAAAUUUUAUUGCAGCGCACCGCUGAUGACGUACAAGGCUCUGUAACAUCUGUUAGUGAUGCUGUAAAAACAUUAGAAAACGCAACAAUAAAUAUGCGAGAACUUGUUUCUCGUCGAUUCCACGAAGCUGUCAACAAAGAUGAUUUUGCCUCCGCGGAACGGUUUGUGAAAAUAUUUCCUUUAUUAGGCUGUCACCAAGAAGGUAUUGAAAAAUUUUCCAAAUACAUUUGCACAAAAUUGGCGGCAAAGGCCCAAAAGGAAUUGCGCAACUCUAUGGACAUAGCAAAAGCAGAAAAACGUUUAGCACUAGCGUACGCCGAUUCAUUUACAGUAUUACUAGAAAAUUUUGCACGAGUAAUAGAGGUCAAUCAACCAAUCAUCGAAGCAUGUUACGGUUUAGGCUAUUUAAUGAACAUGGUAGUCAUAUUACAAAGGGAAUGCGAUGUAGAAGUUAAAAACUUAGUGUUAGAGUUUAAUAAAAAUCGCCAAAUCUCCAGACGUACGCAGCAAAUAAAUGAAAUUCAACGUACAAUGAUGUCUAGUAGUAGUGGAAUACAAGCCUUAGGUCAUUAUCGAAAACCGUCAGGUGGUUCAGUAGAUAAACUAAAUCCGAAGGAUGUUGAUACCAUUAUUGCAGAAAUCACUGUAAUACACUCAAGGGCAGAAUUGUAUUUCCGUUUUAUUCGUCGUAAAGUUAUAGCUGAUAUUGAAGCUAGUACUAGUGACAAAUCUGAACAAAAGGCAAAAAUUGAUAAAUUUGAGAAUAUAAUAACCAAAUCAGACUCUAGUAGGCAAAUGCAAGAACUACUUGCCACUUAUUUGUUAUUUGAAAGGUAUUUUAUGGAGGAAAGUGUUUUAAAAGCUAUUGCCCUCGAUACUUAUGAAUUAGGUCAACAAUGUUCUUCAAUGGUCGAUGAUAUAUUUUUCCUGCUACGAAAAUGUAUACGACGCUCAUUGAAAACUCAAUCUAUUAAUGGGGUUUGUGCGGUGAUUAAUAAUGCUGCUACUUGUUUAGAUGGAGACUUUGUAAACGCUCUGAAAGCACCAUUAAAAGUCGGUUAUCCCUCUGGUUAUAUAGAUUUAGCGCAAGCGUACAAUGCUAUUCAAAGCUCACUGCAGCAAGGUAAGCUGCAGUCAAAUGAUACUGACAAAGCACGCAAUAAUUUCAUUGUACAAUUGAAUAACGCUGAUAUUUCUACGAUAUAUAUUGAAACACUUUGGAAGACAAUGGAAAAUGAGAUAAAUGCUGCCUUUCCGGGUAUAACAGCUGUCGAACGUCAAAUUAUUGAUAGUUGCAUUUCAGAAUUGAAAACAGUCCGCGAUACCUUAAAAGCAUGCGUCGAUUUUGGUAUGCAACAGUUGCGUUCAAGCGCAAUUAAACCACGUCUUAAUCCUUGGAUAGAUCAAUUUUUAAACUAUAAUCAUUAUUUGACUGAGGAAGAACUCGCUGCUUACGAAGCUGGUGAAACUUUUGUGCAGUAUUUAAUAGUGCAAAUUGAUGGACUUUUUAAUUUAUUCAAAAACUCUUUAAGCCCAAGAAAUUAUGAUGCUUUAGUUAGCAUUCUAGCGACAGAAGUUACAUCACGUUUGGAACGUGCAAUUAAAAAGACAACAUUCAAUAGGCUUGGAGGUCUUGUUUUAGACCAAGAAGUUCGAGCAUUGGGCACAUAUUUAACAAGUGCUACCUCCUGGUCUGUGCGCGAUAAAAUGACACGUCUUACUCAAAUAGCUACAAUAUUAAAUUUAGAAAAAGUAUCAGAACUUACUGAUUACUGGAAUCCAGAAGUUAGCAGUGAUAUGCCAUCCUGGCAUUUAACAUCAAACGAAAUCAGAAGCAUUUUGACUUUACGUACUGAUUUUCGCAUGGAGGACAUCAAACGUGUACAAAUCUAAAGUUUGGAUUUUAAAAGAAAUUUUAUUAAUAUUUACAAAAUGCGUAUUCGUUAUUUUUUGUGAUUUUAUGAGUAAUUAAAUUUUGAUUAUUUUUGCAUUUUAAAAGUAAAAAUAAUAAUAAUGUUUAAAGAAGAUAUCUAUCAACUUUCAAAUAGGCUAUUAAACCCUUAUAAAUACGUAUUAAGUAAAUGACGUUUAAAGUGUAAUAUA
Teleopsis dalmanni is the source of this 2677-nucleotide messenger RNA. It is a transcript of the gene Cog4, whose product is annotated as conserved oligomeric Golgi complex subunit 4. Bases 152 to 2467 code for a protein of 771 amino acids. The transcript has 7 exons. Lineage: Eukaryota; Metazoa; Arthropoda; Insecta; Diptera; Diopsidae. The record is from RefSeq and is a predicted model, not a curated record.